This is a messenger RNA of Condylura cristata (star-nosed mole), 4282 nucleotides long. It is a transcript of the gene SLC11A1, whose product is annotated as solute carrier family 11 (proton-coupled divalent metal ion transporter), member 1. The transcript has 15 exons. Bases 43 to 1662 code for a protein of 539 amino acids. Gene Ontology annotation, cellular component: plasma membrane. Gene Ontology annotation, biological process: metal ion transport. The record is from RefSeq and is a predicted model, not a curated record. Gene Ontology annotation, molecular function: iron ion transmembrane transporter activity; manganese ion transmembrane transporter activity; cadmium ion transmembrane transporter activity. Lineage: Eukaryota; Metazoa; Chordata; Mammalia; Eulipotyphla; Talpidae.
GGACAUCGUACCCACAGAGAGAGGGCCUGAGCCAGCGCCCUCAUGGCGGGUGACAGGGAGCCCCAGAGGCUGAGCAGGCCCAAUUAUGGCUCCAUCUCCAGCCCACCCAGCUCAGAGUCCCAGCAAGUGCCUCCCGAAGACACCUACCUGAGUGAAAAGAUCCCUGUCCCGGACACAGGACCGGGCACCUUCAGUCUGCGGAAGCUGUGGGCCUUCACCGGGCCGGGCUUCCUCAUGAGCAUCGCUUUCCUGGACCCAGGAAACAUCGAGUCAGAUCUUCAGACUGGCGCUGUGGCUGGAUUCAAACUGCUCUGGGUGCUGCUGUGGGCCACCGUGCUGGGUUUACUCUGCCAGCGCCUUGCGGCUCGGCUGGGCGUGGUGACAGGCAAAGACCUGGGUGAGGUCUGCCAUCUCUACUAUCCUAAGGUGCCCCGCAUCUUCCUCUGGCUGACAAUAGAGCUGGCCAUCGUGGGCUCGGACAUGCAGGAGGUGAUCGGCACAGCUAUCGCAUUCAGCCUGCUCUCCGCUGGACGCAUCCCGCUGUGGGGUGGCGUCCUCAUCACCAUCGUGGACACCUUUGUCUUCCUCUUCCUCGAUAACUACGGGCUGCGGAAGCUGGAAGCCUUUUUUGGGCUUCUUAUUACCAUUAUGGCCUUGACGUUUGGCUAUGAGUAUGUGGUGGCACGUCCUAAUCAGGGAGCGCUUCUUCGGGGCCUGUUCCUGCCCACGUGCUACGACUGCAGCCAGGGCGAGCUGCUGCAGGCUGUGGGCAUCGUGGGUGCCAUCAUCAUGCCGCACAAUAUCUACCUGCACUCUUCCCUGGUCAAGUCUCGAGAGGUCGACCGGGCCCGGAGGGCAGACAUCCGAGAGGCCAACAUGUACUUCCUAAUUGAGGCCGCCAUCGCUCUGUCUGUCUCCUUCCUCAUCAACCUCUUCGUUGUGUCUGUCUUUGGGCAGGCCUUCUACCGGCAAACCAACCAGGCUACGUUCAACAUCUGUGCCAACAGCAGCCUCCACGAUUACGCCAAGAUCUUCCCCCAGAACAACCUUACCGUGGAUGUGGACAUUUACCGAGGAGGCGUGGUUCUCGGUUGCCUCUUUGGCCCUGCAGCCCUCUACAUCUGGGCGGUGGGUCUUUUGGCGGCUGGCCAGAGCUCCACCAUGACCGGCACCUACGCGGGACAGUUCGUGAUGGAGGGCUUCCUGAAGCUGCGGUGGUCACGCUUUGCCAGAGUCGUCCUCACCCGCUGCUGCGCCAUCCUGCCCACCGUGCUGGUGGCAGUCUUCAGUGAUGUGCGCGAACUCUCCAGCCUCAAUGACCUCCUCAACGUGCUGCAGAGCUUGCUGCUCCCUUUCGCUGUGCUGCCCAUCCUCACCUUCACCAGCAUGCCUGCCCUCAUGCAGGAGUUUGCCAACGGCCUGCUGAGCAAGGUGGUCACUUCCUCCAUCAUGGCGCUGGUCUGUGCCAUCAAUUUCUACUUGGUGAUCAGCUACCUGCCCAGCAUCCCCCACCCGGCUUACUUAAGCCUUGUCGCCCUGUUGGGUGUAGCCUACUUGGGCCUCAUCACCUACCUGGUCUGGACCUGUGGCAUCGCCCACGGAGCCUCGCGUCUAGCCCACAGCUCUCACCAGCACUUUCUGUACGGGCGUCCCCAAGAGUAGCAGCAGGACCGUGAGUUUUGCAAGCACGGCAAGGCAGGCUCAGACUUGCCGGGAAGAGCAAUUAACCCCCGUGCCUCAAUGUCCUCAUCUGUAACACGGAGACAUAGCGAAGCCUGCAAGGCCAGCAAAGCACUUUCAUGCAGUGCUUGCAAGACACUUGGGCCUAAAAAAAGCAACUCACCCUAAAAGUGCUUACUGAGCACCGCAGGAGCGACCUGACAGAUCCCAGUGGUGGUGCUGGGACGCGAGUUCCAAAUUAGAGACUACGGAAUGCUAAGGCGCUCGUUCACGUCCCCAGCGAAAGAGCGCCACGAAGCCGGGAGAGCACUAGCUCCCUACGCCAUCAACAGAAGCCUCCAACUCGGACGUCGGUUCGCUCCUACAACUGUUCGCCUUUUUGUUCCACCCACACCCACGUUCCAGGGCGUGAAACCGAGGCACCGUUUAACCCCCUUCGGGCGCCAGGUCUAAGAAGCCCCAGAGGCUGUGCCUCCCGGGCCCAACUCAUUUGUUAUCUCCCCAGGGGACCGCGCGGCCGGCACUCCCACGCCGUGCAGUGGCGGCUCCCGGCUCCCCCUAGGGGCAGAGACGGUUCCCAGCGCCCGCGCUUCCUCGGCCGCGCCCUCCCCAACCCGCCCGGGGAGCGAAGGAGGCUGGCGCGGGCUUAGCGCGCUGGGGCUCCGGAAUCCGCCUGGAGAGUCGGUGGGGGGAGCUGUGUAGGCGGGGAACCCCCUCGGAAGCUAGGUCGGCACCCCUUCGGCCCGCGUAGGUGCUGCACUUUACAGACGCUCCCUGGGCUGUUUCUAGGCUCCCCAAAGUCCCUCCUCCCGCCUAUUCGCGGCUCUCGGACCGCGGCUGGGAGCUGCUGAGAAGCGCGGCCGAGAGAGGCCGUGGGGUCUUUCCCCAGGGUGGGCCCCGGAGUCGGCGCUGUGCCUGGAAGCACCCCCGGUUUCCCCGAGAUCCGGCGGCGGGGCAGGCGGCUCGGCUCUGCACUCCGGUUGGGGCGCUUGUUUAUGAAAAGAAUUUCCUCUCUCUUAAAAGGGCAACGUUGCGAGUGGGGCCCGCGAGGAGGGCCGGAUGGGACUGCUCUGGCUCAACCUAAGCGAACAACGGUGGGAGCGGGUAGCUGGGCGUGAAAGCCGCCCACUUCCUUUCUCUGGCUUGUCCCUGGGGAAGAGGGGACCCACGUAGGCUGAAGGAGAUGGCUGGAGAGCUCUGUAAUAGAAAAAGCCUUUCAUUCACCAGACCGUUCCUCCAGGAGGUGCCCCUAGUUGCAGGCCCCUCUGGUCAAGGGCCAGGGCUAGAAGAUGGGCAAGGAAGCAAAGUCCCAAAAUGAAAGUCAGCUCUCAAGGACCUCACAUUCCAGUGUGGGGGUGGAGGCGGGAUGCCAGUUCUCUGACAACAACACUAUACCCAGGGAUGAGGCUGGGAAGUGCAGGUGCCUCUGCUCACCUGAAACGCGCAAAUGAAGAUAAACUCAGACUGGAUUUGGAAGCCCAUCAGGAAGGAGAGCUGAGGUGGGGGUGCUGGCAAGCGCGAGAAUGAGCAGGGGUGUCCUGGAGAAUGAGCAGGGGUGUCCUGGAGCCUGAAGCAGGACUGCAGGAACGACCCCGCUGGAAUGGGCAGGCUGGUCGACCCAGUGUUUAAGCCUGGACUUGAAACUUGAGGGCAAGGACAGUGGUCAGGGGAGGGCACCAAAGGUCAGCUAAAGGGCUACCCUGGUCCAGCAAACUGGGCAUUGGGAGGUGAGGCCAAGCCCAGCCACUGGGGUAGAGUGGGGUACCGCCCCACCCCUAUGGAAGUUCUGGUCUGCUACUGCCCAGGCCCUGGUCUAGCUUGUGUGAGGAGGGGAUGCACCACCGGCCCCUCAGCUACAUGGUUUGGCACCGGGGCUCUCCUGGGAGCCUGCUGAGAGCGCCCCGUGUGCCAGGGUGAGGCUUUACCAGUCCCUCUUGACUAGGAAGGUCUGAUGCAGGGGGAGUGGAGACACUUGCCUAGUUACCAGACAACUGGGCUGAGUCCCUGUGUUCUCCGACUCAGCACAGGGCUUGGCUCCUCCUAGGGAAACAAACCCAUGCGACUGAGAAAAACAAAUCGUGUGGGUAAGGGAACCCCCACUGCAGGUGGGUGUGGGCCUUCCUCCCGCCCUCCUUUAAGGAAACCCAAAGAACCCUUCCUACUUCCUACUGCAGAACAUUUCCACCAGCAGGUCCCCACUGCUUUCUCAUUCCUGUCGUGCCCCCAGGCAGAAUGUGCCCUGGUGCCUAGUGGGCGUGCGUGUGGAGUAGCAGAGGGACAGCCGCCUUGCCCACGUCCUGUUCCCGCGCCAGCCGUUUUGACAGCCGACCAGCUGUCAGCCUUCGGAGAAGCAACGGAGGGAGAAGGCGGGCCGCCCGCUCGGGCCUGGGCGAGGCCGCCCGAGGUUCACACGGUCCUUAGCCACACGUUUCCUUUUGGGGCCAGUGCGGGCGGGGCAUCCGGAGACAAAGCGGACGCCCUGCCCGGCCCUGGCCGGAGGGGAGGUUCUCUCGGCCUCGCUGGGGUCACGUCGCUUCACCCGGCGGCGCUGGUUGCCGGUCUGGGCGGUGGGGCUAAGACCCGAGACAGUCGGAGGAGUAAA